AUGCUUUGGACACAACCUCAUCCAUCUGCUUAUUCAACAGAUAAUUUAUUCGUAUUUAAUAGUCAUAGUGACAACCACAACAGUAUCAACAAUGCCUUCAGCAAUAGCAAUAUCACAGCUCUGAAUGGCAGUUGUAGCACAAACGCCUCCCUUUCUUCCACUCCUACUCCCUCAUCCACCAUUUCCAUGCUUAAUAUGAUAUCUGCACGUCCAUCGGAACCUAUAGCUAUACCACUCAAUUCUAACGCAUCAACCAAUAAUCUCUGUCAGCUCAGCAACUUAAUUUCUCCAGUAAACGACAACAUCUAUCAAUCCAAUUUCAUGUUACCGCCAUCGAACACUUCUUUAUCAAAUGCAACGGAUUCAAAAAUGUUACCGGUCACAUUUUAUGACACGUUGCUAAUGCAGCAGCAGCAGCAACAGCAGCCACAUUCACGGCAGUUUAUACAACCACCAGCCUCUGCAAUGCCAUUGUCUGCUACAACAAAUACAGUUAAUAGCAGUAGUUAUAAUAGUGCAUUUCUAACAGCACUUUCUCGCCGAGAAAAUCAGCGAAUUCAUCAACAGCAACAACAAAUGCUGCAAUAUACCAAUCAUCCCAUUUUGCAAACAAAUACCAAACCUGGCAGAUCCGAGCCCAUGCCUCCCAAUAACAUUGUUACCACCAAUUCUACUAUCACUCACACCAUACCAACUCAUUACGCAGUCUCAAAUGUUACCACAAUGUUAGACGAUAACAACAGUAGCAUUGUUAAAGGUACCAAAAAUGAAACGGACCGAAGAGAGGAAGGUGUCAAAACAUCCUCAUCUCAGUCCAUACCUUUCUUAGUCUCCAGUAUCUCUUCUUCAUCCUCAACAUCUUCUACAUCAAUUACAGCACGCCGAAAACAAAGAAAAAAAACUGCUCUUGCUACUUUGAAUGCAUCAUCUUCGAGCUCUGAAGACAAGGACGAUACGGAGAAACGCAAAAACUUUUUGGAACGUAACAGACAAGCCGCCUUAAAGUGUCGACAAAGAAAGAAACAAUGGUUACAAAGUUUACAAGAACGGGUUGAAUUUUUAGCCAAUGACAACGAACAACUGCAUUUACAAGCCACGGUGAUGCGAGACGAAGUGUUGGCUUUAAGAAACUUAUUAAUGGCUCAUAAAGAUUGCCAAUUUAGUGAGGCGACGAAAUUGGCCAUUAUGAAUGCGGCAAAUACUACAUCAACGAAUAACGCUACUGCUACUAGUGCUGUAACGGACGGCAAAUCCGCUGGUUUCGAAACAGAUAAUAGUGUUGACUCUACCACUAGUGGUUGGAUAGUAGCUGAUACUACUGCUGUCUUGAUCAAUACCCCAGUUGCUGAAAACUUAAUGAUACCAAUAACAAACGACUAUAAUAUUACGCUUCAAUGA
Mycotypha africana is the source of this 1398-nucleotide messenger RNA. RefSeq lists its product as uncharacterized. Gene Ontology annotation, molecular function: DNA-binding transcription factor activity, RNA polymerase II-specific; RNA polymerase II cis-regulatory region sequence-specific DNA binding. Gene Ontology annotation, biological process: regulation of transcription by RNA polymerase II. The record is from RefSeq and is a predicted model, not a curated record. The transcript has 2 exons. The coding region runs from base 1 to 1398 and encodes 465 amino acids. NCBI's taxonomy places the organism in Eukaryota, Fungi, Mucoromycota, Mucoromycetes, Mucorales, Mycotyphaceae.